Anisakis simplex (herring worm) is the source of this 603-nucleotide messenger RNA. The record is from the annotation of a GenBank genome assembly. Lineage: Eukaryota; Metazoa; Nematoda; Chromadorea; Rhabditida; Anisakidae.
AUGUGCACUGAAGGUCAGUCAGUAAAGUCACCGCAACGAACGCAUUUAAAAGCUCGCCGUCAAAUUGGUGAAGCAAAUGUGGCUGGUUCAAUACUAAAACAGAAACUUCUUCAGUUUGUUGAGGACGCCUCCAGAAUGUGCACUAUCAAACUGAUCAUUCUAGUGUGUUGUUGCUUCGCGCUAGCGCUGGCGGAUAGAGAUCAGCUGUUUAGACUACUACCGGUGCCAAAAUUUGCCGAAGGUGCAAGUCCUAAGGCAAUUAAAGAGCUGCGUGCAAUCUUGCGUGACAUGACUCAAAGUAAACGAAAUCUCAACGAAAGAGUCGCUGAAUGGGCUGACCAACAAGGACCCAAAUUCAGGAAAGCUUAUGAUGAAGCGAUGAAGGACAUGAAGGAACAUGCAAAGGAAGUGUUAAAAAAACUUCCAACGUUGGAUGUCAGCGACGAAAUUAAAGACGUGGUCAAAAAAAUUUUAGAACUCAGAUUGGAUGAUUCGAUAAGUAUUCAUGAAGAAAUGCUGCAAGGGAUAAAGCUAGUACGCCCGCUUUCCUUCAGAGACAUUAUGACCGUGCGAGAAAUUUUGUCACCAUUUGCGACUCCUUAA